Molecule: messenger RNA, 3852 nt
Organism: Phytomonas sp. Hart1
Lineage: Eukaryota; Euglenozoa; Kinetoplastea; Trypanosomatida; Trypanosomatidae
Source: the annotation of a GenBank genome assembly
AUGAAGUUGCACAAGGCUCUGCGUUUGUUUCUUGGCGAAUUCAAACUUCUAGGAGAAGCUCAGAUAGUAGAUAAAACGAUGGAGUUGUUCGCCGCUCAUUACUGUAAACAGAAUCCGGAUCAAUUUUAUUCCGCGGAAUCGGCAUUUAUUCUUUCUUACUCCAUUUGUAUGCUCAAUACCGACGCACAUAGUCCUCAUAUCAAGAACAAAAUGACCAAAGAGGGAUUUAUCAAAAAUAACAGAGGUAUCGAUGGGGGACGAGAUCUUGACGCCUCGCUUCUUGGUGAGAUUUAUGAGAGUGUUACACAAAGAGAGAUCGUUUUGCGGCCAACAAAGUCUUUCCGUAAAGGUUCAUCUUUGGAAAUGAAUCCAAGCAGUAGGUCAGAAAAUGUUGACACAGUGGCAUAUUCUGUAGAUGGAAAGCGGUUAGAGGGCAGCAUCUUGGAGUCAAUCCCGAUUCUCUGCCGCUUUAGCCCCAUAGCAACUGCCAUUACGGACAAUAUUCUGCUACCCAUAGAUACUUUCGGUAGUAAUAUAUUCGGUGUAGCACAGCGCAAACGGAAGGAGAUGUACCAAAAGGAACUCCGCCAGGCUCUCAGAGACGUCAUAGAAGGGCUACAGUCCUCAAAAAAUCUACCGAACUCGGUUUACGUGUCGGCUACCUCUAUUGAAAAUGCGUUUCCAAUGUGGGAAAUAUCCGUUGAACUCAUUUGUGAUCAGCUUAUUAAUUCUUUGAUGCAGUUACUUGAGGACUCUGAGCGUCAAACAUAUUUGACAAAUGGCUCUGCAAACCGUUCACACUCUAAAACUAUUGAGACACCCAUGAGAAGCACAGCGGACCACGAAUUUUUCGAAAUUCUUCUUCGAGGUGUUACCAACACAGUGAAUGUGUGUUGCUCCUUUGGAAAUGUAAAACAAUUGGAAAUGUUACUUGAGCAAUGUUUCCAGAUGACACAGUUGCAGCAAACAGUUUCUAUUAGAGCAAAAAAUUCAGUUCAGGAUGCUUUCCAAGUGACUGUUCGUCAAACUAUCUCACCAUCUCGCUUGGAGCUCCUAGCCUGUUUUUUGAAUUUGUUUAUCUUGAGUGGUGUGUCAUUUACUGCACAAGCGUGGGAGGCGGGUUAUACAGCAGUUUCACUACUGGACGCUUUGGCGAAUGGGCUAGAGGGUAUGUGGAAGCGCCAAAGCAAAUGUUUGUCGCCACCUUGGCCCGUAUCUCCUAUAAGGGGACCUGAGGAUUCUUCUAGACCGCUGCAAGAGUGCGUCUCACCGGAAGAUCUAUGGUUCGGGCCCUUGGACGAAGUUCCUUCGAGUAUCGAUAUAGACUCCAUAGAACGUCGUGAGACCAUAUUAAGAACGAUUCGAUCGUUUCGCAUCAGCUCUGUGGAUCUUUGGCUAGAGUGCCUUUUCGACGUUACACGGUACCCAUCUAUGACUCAACUUCAAAUGGCGAGAGGGCUCGUUAUGGUGUGCAAAAAUGAGCUAAAACACGCCCGCACAUUUUCCCUCUCUAAGCUUUUUGAUUUUGUAACGGUCUGCGCUUCGUUUACUACACGUUUGCAGUGGCGAGAACUAUGGUCGAAUGCGAGCGAGGUCUUUGUGUUGGCUGGAAGGAUGCAUGCAAAUAUAGCUAAUUUGUCUCUAGACGGCUUACGAAUUAUCGCCUUAACAUACUUAAGGCACGAGGAACUUCUCAAUUAUUCCUUUCAAAAGGAGGUUCUCAUGCCUUUUGAGAAUAUUCUGAUGAAUAAUCAUGAUCAUGUUAUCCGUAAGCGUGUUAUUACGAUCAUGUCAGAACUAAUCGAUUUUCUUGCAAAGCACCUGGCGAGUGGCUGGAACGUUGUUUUUUCAUGUUUGAGCCGUACCGCUGUUAUACCAGAAGUCACUGAGUUAGCUUGGGAGGUCUGCGAGAGUAUCAUAAGCCGACAUUUGAACUAUGUCAAGGACUGUUUCAGUGAUCUCAUAUUUUGUCUUACUACUUUUGCUUGUGUUGGUAACACAAACGAAAAGAUACCCUUACAGGCUAUUUCGUACUUGGUAGCUUGCGGGCGUUGGCUGCAGUACGGUCUUGAGUCCCCGCCGAUUGGGUUCUAUGAGCCAGAAGAUAUAUUGCACUGGGCGUGUCACUUUCCUGAUGCUAAGGUGUCACAAAAUCUCUCCAAACCAUUUGUCCGUGUUUUUCUCUCUCCUGAGUCUCUCAACGCCACGAGAUUGCUUGAGAAACCGAAUUCAUGCGUGGGGAAGAGUAACUAUCACCUCUGGAUGUCGUUGUUUGAAGGUUUAAUACCGAUUGUGGUAAUGCACAACUCAGUGCGUGUGCGAUGCCAUGCUAUCAGCUCCAUAUGGAUUUUGUUAAAGCAUUACGCUGUUUUCUUCUCAAAAGAUAUUCAAGAAUCAUUAUUUAGCGUCAUGCUGCGCCCUAUACUCUCAACCCUCAUUGCACAUAAAACGAAACCAUGUAAAACCAGUUUAAACCAAGCUGACUAUCACAUGUUGGUUUACCUUUCGCUACACAAAAUGCUAUAUGCAUGCAGUGUGGACCAGCAUCUUCUCAAGUUGAGUUGGGACACUCUGUUUGAGUUGAUGAGGAGUGUCACAUGGCAACGAGUAGAGCUACUGGAGAGCAAUCUUGCUGAUGUAUUUGUGAGGGUAUGUUGUGACUUUCUUGGAGCAAUAUGUUUCCCAAAGCUUUCAGAAGAGCUCAGACCAUCGAUAUCAGUUUUAUUCAAUAACCCGAAUAUAACCUUUCCGGAUUCUAGUGCUCAUUCUAGCAUCACUUUACGAGCUACCUUGAUGACGCACGCACAAGGGUAUGUUGAAGGUUCAGAGAGUUGUCGAAUGACUAAUCCUUUUAUUCUAGCUCUGGUGCACCAACUGCAAAGGAUCGGUACCGUUGAUGUUGUUUGGUCUAAACGGACCGCGACAUGGGCUGAGCUCCAUAUGUCGUCGGAGCCCACAACAUCUGGUAUUCUGUUUGACCCAUCUAUGCAUACUGAUGCCUCCUUCAAACUUGUGUGCGAGAUGUCUCUACGUUGCCUAUAUCAGGGACUAAUACUUCCUCUUCGUAAUGCUGAAAAAGGUUACUGUACGCAAGAUGGUGAAAGCUGUUUUCUCCUCGCUCGAGCUAUGCGACACGCCAUGCUGGGGAUGAGCCUUUACUGCAUUACCACAAAGGACAUGAGUGGGGUGCAGAAACUGCUGGACAUAGUAGAGUUGAAGCCGUCAGAGAAUGAUGGAGCAUCGUUACUAGCACACCUUCUCAAUAUUCCAUACUUAUUCCUACUGAUAGAGUUUAUUUUUACAUACCACCCGAGUAUCUCAGAGGAAGGCAUAAAUUUGUUGAGAGAUAAGUAUACUUUUUUCACCACACAGCUUUCUCAAGCUCGAGAACAUUGCCUUGAGCAAGAGACUUUGCUAUCGGAAAAGCUUAAGCAAGAUGUGACUGAUAAAGAUUUGGAAUCGAAGACCCACACAGGAAACAACUUCAAAGACAUAUUUCGAAGCGUCUGUAUGCCAAUUUAUUCUCCGCAGACAUACUAUCGUCCUGACGUUGGUCUGGAAACUCGGCGACACAUUUAUUAUGAGUGGAAAUAUUUAUGCUGUGUUCUCGCUUUUCGUUGCACACUGAGCUCACCUUUUACAUCUGUACUUGCAUCGAAUAUUUCAUCACCAUGUUUGCUAGAAUUAGUGACGAAAUUACCCAGCUCCAUUGAGGAAAGCACCAUAGAUGAGUUUAUGAAAAGUAUUUGGAAGGAGCUAGGUCUUCAUUACGACAUACCGAAUGGUGCAACAAUCGAAGCUUGCGCUAAAUUACUUUAUGAUCGCAUACACGAGACUUCUCCAUUUUCCUAG